Molecule: messenger RNA, 846 nt
Organism: Acytostelium subglobosum LB1
Lineage: Eukaryota; Evosea; Eumycetozoa; Acytosteliales; Acytosteliaceae
Exons: 3
Cellular component (GO): membrane
Source: RefSeq, a predicted model, not a curated record
AUGGCAGUAUUAUUAUUAAACUUGGAUAAAUUAAAUCCAUAUUUGUUCGACUAUCAAGAUGUGGAAUUGAAGCUGGACGACUCACUCUUUUACAAUGUGUUUGGAUUGCCAAUCGAGGUGACCAGCCCCAAUCAACCAUUGAUGAUGUUCCUGGUCUACUUUGUAACACCAAUAGUCAUCUUCCAAAUAUUGUCACUUUAUGGAGUCGGGUGGCUGCUACAGAUGUUCCCGGGCGCGGCGCAACAGACCAAAAUCCUCCAGCAAAAAGGUCGUCUAUUCGAGUUGUACCAACGAGUGAUCAGAACAGUAUUCGCCGGUCCCAUUCUUUAUUAUAGUCUGACGGCAAUAUUCAACAAAGAAAGAAGUGGAAUCACAGAGUUACACUAUGUUUACAUUGCAACAAUGUUAUUCCACAUUGCCGACUUUGCUAUUCUGGUCAUCUACAAGAGUACCGCCAAAGAUAUGUACCUCCAUCACAUCGUAACAAUUGUAGGAUGUGUUCUUUGUAUUACUAUUAAGAAAGCCUUCAUUACAGGAGCAUUCAGUUUGACCUUUGAUGUACUUGUUCCAUUCAGUACUAUUAUCUCUUGGAGCAACAACUACAAUCAAAGAUUCACUCUACUUUACAUCAUUAGCUGUUUCUUCUCACUUGUUGGAUUGAUCGUUCACAGGAUUCCAACCAAUAUCUGGCUAUUGUAUACAGCAUUUGGACGAUUUGAAUUGGGACAGUAUAUAAUUGCCAAUCUAGCUUCUGCUUCUAUUUUGUCGCUAGAGUUGCAUUGGACCAAACUCAUUGCAAGGAACUUCUUCCAAUCCAUUGAUGGUUAUCGCUCGAUAAAGAAGAAC